Kockovaella imperatae is the source of this 879-nucleotide messenger RNA. Its product is annotated as putative ATP synthase gamma chain mitochondrial precursor. Gene Ontology annotation, biological process: proton motive force-driven ATP synthesis. NCBI's taxonomy places the organism in Eukaryota, Fungi, Basidiomycota, Tremellomycetes, Tremellales, Cuniculitremaceae. The coding region runs from base 1 to 879 and encodes 292 amino acids. The record is from RefSeq and is a predicted model, not a curated record. The transcript has 7 exons. Gene Ontology annotation, molecular function: proton-transporting ATP synthase activity, rotational mechanism.
AUGAUCCGCACGGCUGCUACUCGACCAGCGGUCGCCGCCCUCAGGGCUAUGACCCAGGCAGCUGAGCAACAGAGAGGCAUGGCGACGUUGAGAGAAAUUGAACAGCGAUUAAAAUCUGUCAAGAACAUUGAAAAGAUCACAAAGUCAAUGAAAGUCGUCGCUUCGACAAAGUUGACUAGAGCUGAGAGAGCGAUGAGGGAGGCGAAGAAGUACGGAGCUGCCAACAAGGAGCUCUUUGAACACGCCAAACUCGAAGACGUUUCCAACCCCAAAGUCGUCUAUCUCGCCAUGUCCUCCGACGGUGGAUUGUGUGGAGGUAUUCACUCUUCCAUCUCGCGAUACAUUAAAAGAGAACUCGGUGGAAACCCUCAGGAUCUCAUCAUUCUGGGUGACAAGCCCAAAGCUCAACUCGCUCGAGUCAUGGGUCAAAACAUCAAAGUCACCUUCAACGGGGUUGGUAAAGAUGUUCCGACAUUCGCAGAGGCUUGUGCGAUCGCCGAUGAGAUUGGAAAGAUUGAAGGAGGCUGGGAUGAGAUCCGAAUCAUCUCUAACCACUACCUCUCUGCUCUCUCUUACGAAGCUCGACCUACCUCUAUCAUCUCCUCCAAGGCCAUGACCCAAUCUGCCGGUUUCCAAGCUUACGAAGUCGAGGAUGACACCGCCAAAGACUUGGCCGAUUUCGCUCUUGCCAACGCCAUUUACACCGCUCUUGUCGAAGGCCAUGCUGCUGAGAUCUCAGCAAGGAGGACAGCUAUGGAGAAUGCUUCCAACAACGCCAACGACAUGAUCUCCUCUCUUCAAUUGCAAUACAACCGUGGUCGUCAAGCCGUUAUUACCAACGAAUUGAUCGAUAUUAUCACUGGUGCUUCUGCUCUAUAG